This is a messenger RNA of Melitaea cinxia (Glanville fritillary), 9096 nucleotides long. Its product is annotated as titin-like. The transcript has a single exon. Bases 1 to 9096 code for a protein of 3031 amino acids. Lineage: Eukaryota; Metazoa; Arthropoda; Insecta; Lepidoptera; Nymphalidae. The record is from RefSeq and is a predicted model, not a curated record.
AUGCCCGCCGACGAGGACCCGGCCGCUACUCUGGCCAUGCUCGUGUGUAGCGCUGACAGCGCGCGCGCCAACCGCCGCCCGCGCUCCCCCGAGCGGCGGUCGCGCGCGCCCCCUGCGCCCCCCGCACCCUCCAGCCUCGCACCGCCAGCUGCGCCUGCGUGGCUGCCAGGUGGCACCACCUACGCCGAGAUAGUGAAAGGCCACGGCUCGCGUUCUGCCUCGCCAAACGAGCGACCUAUGCAAAGAUUGCUAUGCGAAAGGGACAUAAGAGAGCGAUCCCCGUCCGGAGACGCGAGACCCGAUGCUAGAGAUCAGAGUGAAAUUAUCAGUGCAGUGCAACCUCACUCGCCGACAGAUUACCCGGUCGAGCCGAGUGAGCCGAAAGGUUUUAGUGAGAUCGUGUGUGAAGUCAGUGAAUCUUUAUCGUCCUUUAGCGAUCCUUUCGUUGGAGAUGCAAACGUUUACUACGAAACGGAGACAAGCGAAAUACACGACUAUUACUCUGAACAGCCCCUUAAGCACGAAGAGAGUGAAAACAUACCUAUAUUGCAAGUCUCCCCUCAGACCGAAACGAGUCCGACUCGAUCGGUUAAGGAAAAUCGGUCUCAUGAGCUAUCAUAUGCAGAAAUAUUAGCGUUGGGUUUGCGUAAGCAAGUAAAGACGCAAAGUAUUACUUCGUUGCCAAAACCACAGGUAGCUCAAGUCGAAAUGGUAAAAGAGAUUGUUGUCGAAGUGGAAAAAAGUCCACCGGUUUCAUACGAACCUAAGACUAAAAAUUCGUUAAAAAUAAAAACGGAAAGACCUCAGCGGCCCUCUCAGCGGAGCCGAUCGAGAGAAAUACCAAGACAGCGUAGAGCUCCUGAAAAACGUCCUACUAAGGCUCAUGAUAUUCAGAUGGCCAAGAAGAAGAAAUUGACAAGAAAAGUAAUAGAAGUUCAAGAUUUCGAUGAUAAUAUAGAGUCGGUAGAAAUAGAGCAGCCAUGUCUUCAAAUACUACCACAGAAAUUAACAGAGGAAAUUGUAUAUAAAAAGGCUGAAGAACAGUCAGAGAAGGUAGAUGAAGAGAAUGAAAAAGAAACUGAUAAAAAUAAUAAAGAAAAAACUAUGAUAGAAGAAAAUAUGUUUGAAGCAGAACAAAAGAAACCAAAAAAGAAACAUAAGUCAAAGAAACCAAAAAAUACUGAAGAUGAAAUAGAAAAAGCACUCAAAGAAAUUGAAGAGUCAGAUAAACAUAAAAAGAAAAAAGUAAAAGAUUCACGUGAUAAAAGUAAAGAUGGAAGUGAAAGUUGUGAUAUAUCACACAUGACCGUAGAAUCAAAUGUAGAACUGAAAGAUACUGAGCCUGUUACAAGCAAGAAAAAGAAAACUAAAAAGUCUACUAUUGAAACUGAAAAUCUUAAUACAUUAACAAAAAUUGAAGUGCCGUCGAUAAAUGAAGUAAAAGACGCAAACUUGCAAGAACAAGACUUGAACAAAGAUGAAAAAUUGAAAAUGGAAAAAUCUAAUUCAAUCAGAAUAGAGAAGGACGAAUCGUCUGAAAAUAUUAUUGCAGAAAAUUUACGCAUAGAACCGUCAGCUUCAGAAAGUAUUUCACAAGAACACUUUUCAAUUGAAAAAGAAAAUAUACAAAACGUAGAAACUGGAGUAAUGAAGCAAAAAAAGAAAAAGAAAGGUAAGAAAAGUGAUUCAGCGUCUGAACAAAAUAUCACCGAGUACAAUGAUUCUGUUGAGAUAAAAAAUAUUCAACAGCAUGCUAAAGAAAGUAUCGGAGUUAAAGAAAAAAAUUGCGAAGAUAAUAAAACUUGGGGUGAAUAUUUUGCUAAGUCAGUUGAUAUUGAAAAACUUACUCGAGACAAUGCGAUCGUAUCAGAUCACCUAAGUGAGACAAAAAGAAAAACAAAAUCUAAGAAACCGAAUAAUAAAGAUAAGCAAACGCCAGAAAAUUAUAAGGGAGAAGUUAAAGAGCCUGAAAUGCUGACACUGGAAGAACAAUCUUCUACAGAUAAUAGGCCACAUAAAAAGAAAUCUAAAAGCAAGAAAGUUAAAUCCAAUGUAGACGAUGAAAUUGAUAGAGCAUUAAAAGAGAUUGAGCAAAUAGACAAAUCAAAAUAUACUAAGGAUAAAAUUUCCAAGUCUAAAGAAUCUAAACAUGAAUCAAAUAUUGUACAACAGCAAAUAGAAACGACUACUGAUUCGUCAGUUAGCUCAGAUAACAUUACGGUAAAAUUACAAACAGACUUGGAACCAGUAAGCAAAGAUAUACCAGAUACUGUUAAAAGUAGUAUAAUAACAAUGGACUGGAAUACAUUAAUGGCAGAGGACGACAAAUUUUCAGAACCUGCGUUCGAACCAGUCACUAUACCUGAACAAGAAAGUGACAUCGAAGAAACAUGUACAGAAUUUAUUGCAUCGGAAGUAACUAUUUUACAAGAAGCGCCUAAUGUUCUUAAAAAUACAAACAAAGAAUCGCAACAAAAAUCUCUUGAAGUUGAAGUUAGUCCUGAUAUACUCGAGGAAAUAAACGAAAGUAUUCCGACAGAAGUAAAAGAACCGGUAGCUGUACACAUUGACACAACAACUACUUCUACAAGUGAACAAAAUAACAAUGAUAAGUUCUUUUCAACAGACACCCGUAAAGGAAGUCCAGUUAGUAUUGUUGAAGAAAUUACUUACUAUAAACCCAUUGAACAAGAAGAAACACGUAAAAUCUAUCUUAUUACUCAUGAAGAGAAAAAGCUCCCACCAAUAAGAACAGUUAAAGUUUUUAAUAGCAAGAGUAACUCUUUAGAAGAACCAUCUUUAGAACAAAAUGUAGGUGAAAAAACUAUUGACGAAACGAAAGCACAAGAAAACGAAGCGUUAGAGUUAAAGUCUUCUGAAAUUGCAGAAGAAAUCAUUGAAUCAAUAUCGAAGUCAAAGGAAGAUGAGUCCUGUGUUGCGUUAUCGGAAAAAUUGAUUGAAAAAGAAAUAAGUUUUAGUGAAUCUAUAGAAAGCACUAAAGAUAAUUGCAAUGACAAAAUGGGAGAAAAUAUUUUAGGAAGUGGACCACAAAGUCAAUAUGAUGUUGACACAGUUUCAGAGUCAAUAAAAUAUACUGAUGCUGUAUUGAAUAAAAAUGAGCAAAUUAAUGACUUAAAUCUGGCUCUACAUGCUGACGAUUCCGAAAAUAUUCUUAGUGUACCUAUGCAAGGCGCUGAUGAAGAGCAAGAAGAUAUUCUAGAGCAAGUUAUAUUUGGCUCAGUACAAGAACGAAAAAAACCUGUAGACAAUAUAAGGUUUUCUCCAUAUUUGGAGUUGAAUGCGGAAGUUAAGCCUUAUGCCGUUGAUCUGGAUUAUCAGCUUUUAGAUUUAAAUUAUUAUCAAUUACUUCUAAAAGAAAAAGCAAAUUGUUCAAAACCUGAAGAAACACAAUCACUAAACCUAACGAUUAAUGACACAAAACAAAGAAAUGAUAUUCACCCAGAAGAAUAUAAAAUUGAGAUUAUACAAAAGCAACCAAGUGCGCUUUUUAAAGAAAAUGAAGACAAUGGCGAAAACAAACUAAGUGAUUGCACACAUAUUGCGUCUAUACAAAAUAGCAUACCAAACUUUAAUUAUCAAGAACUGCAGGAUUCAGAACAAAAAUAUGCAAUGUUGUUAACUACUAGUUCUCCAACAAAUUUCGAUGAUGAUAAAUCAAUUUCUGUUGGUAUUCUGCCCGAAAAUAAUGUCCAAAGCAGUGAACAAAUAGAAAAUACAAAACUUGUAAAUAUGUUAAUAUUAGAACAACCGAGAUACGUUUAUUAUGAUAUUGCUGAUGGUGAAAUUAAAUUAGCUAUUAUAAAAUCAAAAGAAAUACUCAAAAAAGAUUCAAUAGAAAAGCCAGACAUUUUCGUUGUUGGCAAACAAGAAGAUUCACAUACAACUGAAAGUGUGGAAGAAAUAGUACCUGCCAUGUUUAAAGAUAACGUCAUAUUAUCUAACACUUGUGAAGAUAAAAACAACGUAAAUAGUUUACGUACAGAGUCCAUAUUAGAACUACCAUCUCAAAAUUAUCAAAGUAUUGCUGACGCCGAACGUAUAUUUGCUUUAAGCAAAGAAUCACAUCAAAAAAUUGUUCAAGAAGCAGAGAUUGAAGUUCCUACCCAAGAAGUAUUAAAACCUGUCAUUCACGAAACACUAAAAUACAAUUACCAAGAAAUUACAGAUGCCGAGAAAACUUUUGGCAUUAUAUUAUCUCGUGAACAAAGUCCAGAAACUUUGACUUUAACAGAAUCCGAUAAUGUUGUUGAAAAAGUCAUUAUCGACGAGAAACAAUUAACUUACGAACAACCACUUAUUCAGAAUCCCCAACAAUUAACAAAUAUAAACACUAAACUGGAAGAAAUUACAACAGAACCUUGUCAAGUUACUCGUGAUUUAAAUAUUAUUGAACAAAGGGUUAGUGAAGUACAAAUUCAACCGUCUCUGUCAUUUGAAACUCCAAGGCAUAGCUAUCAAGAUCUUGCUGAUGCUGAACGCUUACUAGCGUGUAACAAGACUAAAGGAAUGAGCAUAACACCUGCAACAAAUGCUGUUGAGAAAGAUUUUAAGCGAAUUAUUGAUCCAACCGCUGAACCUUUAACGACAAUGAACCCUAAUGAAUUAUUACAGUCUUGUUCUACAUCGACAAUAACAAACGCAAUUGUAGACACAGCUGUUCUUGUUUAUCAUGAAGUGAGGGAUGCUGAAAAAUUAUUGGCCACAAGACUAAGUCAAGAUGCAAGUGAUGUUAUUUCAGAAAUCAAAACUCCGCAAUUUAAUGAAAAUACUUGUGACAUAAAACAACACAUAUCUGUUGAGGAUGGAAAUACUAAGCUAGAUUCUGAGACCAAAAGCAUAUGUGAUAAAUUUGAAGACGUUCAAAAGCCUGAAUCUGGCCCUAAAGAAGAAUCUUCUUCUCUUCAAAGCGUUUUAAAUAAUAAAAAAGAUUCUAAAGUAGAUGCAAAUGAUCACCUACUGAAAAUCGUUGAAGAGAAAAAGGUUUUGUUACCACCAAAGACUGAGACAGCUUGUAGUAAAGAUACAAUUCUUGAACAACGAGAAAAGAUUGUGCCCGAAAAAACAGUAAUUGAUUAUACGAUCGAUUUUAUUAGUAAGGAAUCUAAAAAUGAAGAAUUCAAAGAUACGAUAGAUUACGAAAUAAUUAACGAAAAUGAAAAAUUGCAUCAAACAAGUAUUGAUGAAGCUGUUGAAAAUCAAAUGAAACUAGAGAAAAUAGGAAAUACAUCCAAUAUAAAAAUAGAGGAUAUUACGGAAUCACUUGUGCCCAUAGUUUUUGGUAGUGAUCCUAGUGAUAAAGAUAUAUUACAAAUGAAAGAAACAAUAAUACCUGAAGAUAAUAUACACACUCUUACAUCUAUAGAUACAGAGUUGGUUGUAAAAGACAGCGAUGAUGACGAAUUUGUAGUUGUAGAUAUAAUAGGAGAUAAUCAAGAUUCGUUUGGCAGUGAUAAAGACACUAACUAUGGAAAAGAAAAGAUAGUUGAAACGAGUUCUUCAGAACUAGUAGAAGAUGCAAUUAAGUUAAUCGACGAAACAAUUGAAGACGUUACAUCUGGUACUAAUACGCUUGACAAUAUUAUGCAGAAAAACGUUUCUUUCGGCAGCGCUAUUGAUUUCACCGAUGAAUCGAAAACAAUUCCUGACCAAAUUGAAAAUCUUGAAAGUAACGUUGACAUUGAAGCUGAUUAUGAAAUAAUCCCGGAAGUUUGUUCACUCCAACGUGAAGAAGAACUAUUACAAUUUUCACCCAGUAAAACUAAACCUUCUGAUAAGCCUGACUCUAUCUCGGCUACAUUUAUCGAAAGUGAAAAAACUAGUACCUUGUCUAUAUCUGAAACUUCUAAUAUUCGACCCGUUGAUACGCCUAGCCCACCUAAUGAUAUAAAAAGUACGGAUUCUAACCUAUCACACGAUAUUAAGAGAAUAAGCGAUGAAUUUACUAAACCUAAUACUAAUGUUACGGAUGCAGUUCGAACUGAAAAAUCUCCCAUUCACAGCUUGCAUGAUCUACUCCCUGAAAUAGACUCAAUUCCUGAAUUUAAACCUUCCUUUUCAAAUACUGUUUUGUACUCUAAUUUGUCAGCUGAUGCACCAGAAUUCACACCUUCUUAUAUGUACCAAUCAGUUGAGGCACCUGUUUCUAAGAUUAACUCGCCUAGUACUCUUGGCGACACAAAAGAUUCAAAAAGAACAGAGGAAGACAGUAACACUGAAAAAACAGCCUUACCGUUGGAUUCAGAAAAUGUAUCAGGACCGUCUAAUACUACAUAUUCAACAGUAGUACCUAGCAGUCUAAAAGAACAAAAGGAAUCUCAUCUAAUUGAAAAAGAAGUAUUACAAAGUUCAGCAAAGGAUGUAGAUCAAGUUUCUUUAGAAGAACAUAGAGAGAUAGAGAUUAAAUCGAAACGAAGCAAGAAAAAGAAAAAAGAGCAAGACAAAAAGGUGGUAUCUAAAAUACCAAGCAACAAUGCCGAAAAAGAUCAAUUACCAAAGCUUGUAGAGGUGACACCUGUUUUGGAGCCUGUCAAUGUUUGGGCUAAAGCUGCAGAAGAUGGAAAAUCAUAUGCAGAAGUAGUAGCUGAAGGACUUGUUGUUGAACAUACAGAAAUGGAAAUAGAUCACCCUUCAGUUGAGAAACCUAUUGAGUUUUUAAAAGAAACCAGUGAAAGCCGUAUAAACGAAUUAUGCCCAGACACUCCAAAGGAUACUGAAGAAAAUGUCAGUUCCUGGGCUAAAAUUGUUGCGAGUAACAGACCUUCACCCGAAAGAAUACAAAAAUCAGAAACUAUACAUACAGAGGUUACUCAAAUGCAAUCAUAUAAAGCUCCUGUAAUUUUAGUUGAUGAAUCUGAUAACGAUGUUCACAGAUCAGAUGUACAAAUUGAUGCCGACGGAUUUAUUAAAGUGGAUAGAAAUCGAAGAUCAAGGUCUAGGUCUAGAGAACGUCGAUCAACGUCGGUUUCCAAGACGCACCAACAAAGCUUAUUUGUUCGUGAUAAGUCGGAAAAUAGAUUCGAUGCUUUGACAAGUACCUUAAAACCCGAAGAUGAAUGCGUUCAAAGUAGUUUAUCUGAUGAUGAAAAACAAGUAGUUGUAAAGUCGAGGAAAAGUCGAUCCUCAAAAUCUAAGGAAAAGGAAGUCAAACUACCUUCUCAUACAAUUUUAAGUACAUCCGAUGAAGAAAGACAGCCCUUGAAAAAAGAUAAAAAGAAAAGAUCAUCGAAAUCAAAAGAAAAGACUAUUACGAAUGUUAAAAAAGCUGUAGAACCGAAGUUAGAAGAUCCAAAGGAAAAGGAAAAUGUAGAAAAAUCUUUGUCUUUACCAGAAUCAGCUGAAAAACAAAAGAAAAGUAAGAAAAAGAAGAAGGACAAAAAGCCAGAAACUAAAGCUGAAACUGCUGAAUCAACUGGUACUGCUUCUAUCGUGGAAAUAAGUUCAUCGGAACAAGAUAAUACUGAUCAUAUAGAUGAGCCUCAAAGUUCUAUAAAAACUGCAAUAUCAACGCCUGAGUCACUACAGACACCAAUUAAAGACAGACUAUAUUCAGAAGCUCAAUUUUGGAAAUUUACUCCUAGUGAGUUGGGCGAGUUAAGUAGUUUGUCUGAAAGCUUAAUCGUUGAAGUAAAGGAUGGAAAAUAUGAAAAAGCUAAAUUUGUUGAAAGUGAAGAUCCGCCCGAUUCGAAAAGUUUUGAAGAUAACACUAGAAACGUAGAUAAAAGCGUUAAUUUAACAGAAAACGUCAUUGAAGAAAAUGUUUCUGAAACUGAAACACAAACCUGCGUAUUAGAUGAAAAAUUCUCUGAUGAACAAUCGUUGGAAAGUAAAAUAGCAGAUAUUCAGCGAGAAAUUGAGGAAAUGUUAUUACCUGAAAAUGAUAAUUCAGCUAUGAGCGAUGAAAUACCCAUCGAACUCACCGAAACUAACGAAUUGAACGAAGAUUUGCAUGACGAAAUGCUUGAUAAUAUGAGUCCUUCGUUAGCUUCUCCAGAACCAGACGAAUUUUCAAUACAAUCGAAAUCAUUGAAAAACGACGAUGGUUCUGAUUUACAAAUUGUUGAGCAUAUCGAUGUGAGUAUGAUCGAUUCAGUGUUGGAUGAUUCGGAAACAGUUAAAACCACAUCAGAAAAAAUACGAGACAAUAAUACACAACAAAACGAAUUUGUUGAAAGUUCCUUGAAAAUUGAGGAAAAAGAAGGUAUAUUGCCUCCGGUGCCACAGAAUGCAAAAACGGGCACACACGAAAUUGAAACAUUAGAUACUAUAACUAAAACUACCCCUGAAACAUUACCUACUAACAUUGUAUCCAAUAUCAUUACUAACAACUUAACAAAUCUUAAAUCUGACGAAUUUUGGUAUGACAAAUUUGCGAUCGAUGAUGCUGAAAAAUUACUUAUUAUACAAAAUACUAAACAAAAAUCUGAACUUGAAAAUGUUGUUUCGGCAAGUCAAUACGUUAAUUUAGAAUCUAAUCUUAAAAAUGAUAAUUCGUUUUGGCCUGAAAAACAUAUCUAUCAUGACGCGGAAUGCCAGUACUUCAUUUCAAUUGCAAAUAAGAAUAAGACCUCUAUGACUGUUCCGACUGAAACACUAGUUAAAGAUCAAAAUGAUAAGGAUCGUGAUCCCGAUGGAGGUUCUGGUCACUCUUCCGAAUCGGAAGAAAAAGAGUCGCGACAGUCGAGCUUGCCUUACGAUUCUAAUUACAUAUCCAUGGACCUCCCCGGCGGAAUAUGUAGUUGGAAAGAUCACAGUUCUUAUUUAAGCGUUGAGACACCUACCGAUUCUUUACUGGGUACGAUAAACGAGGAUACAUCUCAAGUUGAUAUCGACACCUCAGAGGAUACACUAACAGCCCCCUCCCUCGAGCCUGUUACCCUCCCCGCCCCCACACAGGAGGAGCCCGCAGAACAAAGGAUCCGGAAGGCAGCCAAGGUGACUGAGCUACAGUCGUAUUGUAAAACAUUACACUUUUUAAUUUAUGUUUGGCAUGAUAUUCUCACAAAAUUCUUAAUUUCACUUAUUACAAAAAUUUGUAUUGUAUAUUGUCGUCUGCCAAAUCUGCCGGUCGUCUUGUAG